Molecule: messenger RNA, 1179 nt
Organism: Anguilla anguilla (European eel)
Lineage: Eukaryota; Metazoa; Chordata; Actinopteri; Anguilliformes; Anguillidae
Product: transmembrane protein 200B
Exons: 1
Source: RefSeq, a predicted model, not a curated record
UUAGCCCCGCCCCCGCCGAGCCCGUCCCUCUUAGCCCCGCCCCCGCCGAGCCCGUCCCUCUUAGCCCCGCCCCCGCCGAGCCCGUCCCUCUUAGCCCCGCCCCGGAGGCUGCUGCAUUUAUGCUGGCCGCACAGGAAAGCGGCGGGGGAGGGGGGGGAGGCGGCUCCGCGGGGGCGACUGCGGAUUCGCUCCACCCCCGGAGGGUUCCUCAUCCUGGGCGUGCUGGUGGUGCUGGUGGGCGCUGCCAUGGCGACGGCGGGGUACUGGCCGCACCGCGCCCCCCGCGCGGCGGUGCUGGGUCAGGGCGUGGCAGGCGGGGUUCUUCCCGCGGGUCGGGUCCACGGUGAGCGGCUGAAGCUGCUGGGCCCCAUCGUGAUGGGCGUCGGCCUCUUCAUCUUCAUCUGCGCCAACACGCUGCUGUACGAGAACCGCGACUGCGAAACACAGCGCCUGCUGGCCCAGGAGCGCGCCGCCGUGUGCGCCAUGGCGCCCGCCCGGGACCCGCCCCCGCCCCCGCGCCACGCCCAGCCAGGCCCCGCCCUGGCCCCCGCCGACCUGAACAUUCACUGCCUGGGGGAGGCGUCGGGGUUGGAGUGGGCGGGGUCAGAGGCCACGCUGCUGCAGGUUGGGGGCGGGGCCACGCUGCUGACGAAGGCUCUGCAUCACCAGGAGUCAUCCUCACACUCUGCCUCGCUGCGGUCGCUGCAGUCUGGCUCCUGCAACUCCAGCCAGGCCAACUUUAACGUGCUCACGGGGUCCCCCCUGCGGGACCCCCGCCCCACACCCCUCAUCAAACUCAACAACUGCCCCGCCCAGCCCUUCUCCCUCCAGCCCUCCCCCCCUGCUUGUGCGGGGGGCGACUGGGGCACCCCAACCCCACCUAGGCGCUCGUACAGUCUGAGCAGCAGGACUAAUCCUGGCCACCCCACCCCCCCUUUACCUCCUGCACCCCCCACCCACCCUGCUGCCCCCGAGUCUCUCAGGAAGGACUUCAGCUCAAACCUGUGCCUGAACCUGGGGGGUCUGAAUGCCCCCCCAGGGGACCGGAAGCACCGCAGUUGGCCCCGCCUGGACCGCGGGGGGGCCCGCAGGUACCUGAAGCUGGAGAAUAAGGAGGAUUCUGUGGACAGGCUGCUGGAGCACCAGGACUCUCAGUGGGGAUCCGGGCCUUUCCAGUGA